AUGAUCGAUAUAGACGAGGGCUUUUUCAAAGCACCAUCGCUCUCAACGGCUGGUGCCAUCAGUGUACGAAAUGCGAAAGGACAAUUGGUCACACAAAAAGUCAAAGUUCAUCGAUAUGUUGCUGGAAAACGACCAGAUUAUGCUGAGGGUGUACAUGUCAGUGAUGACGAAGAAGACGAUAGAAAAGAACACAAAUUGAAACAUGACCAUGUGAAAUCAUCUGCACUUAAUCGUAUCGAACAAGAAGAUCGUCGUAUUCGCCGUUUGCAAGGACGAGAAGAAAUUCAUGAUGAUGAUCGACUCAGUCGACAUCGACGUAUCAUCGAGCCUGAAGUUUUAGAACAGAGUUCCGACGAAGAGAUCGAACAGCAAGAGGACGAAGACGACGACGACGAAGGUGAACGAAUGGAUGAGGAUGAUAAUGUUACGUCUACUCGAGUUAAAAUGGAAAUUGAAUCAUCUGAUGAUGACGAAGAACUCGAUGAAGAACAAAUCGAACGACGUCGACAAAGAUUACGCUUGAAAGCAAAAGUGAAAGAAGAAGAAUUACUGCAAGUUGAAGAUGAAAAAGAACCGGAACAAGACGAACUUGAAGCAUCGGAAGAAUCCGAAAGUGAAGAAGACGAUGAAGAGGAAGAAGAUGAUGAUGAUGGUGUACCAAGAUUGAAGCCUGUUUUCGUUCGAAAAACUGAUCGUCGUACAGUUGCUGAACGUGAAGCUGAAGAAAAACACCAAUUACAAUUAGAAAUAGAAAAGAAACGUCUUGCUGAUCAAAGAAAAAUGCAGACACAAAAGAUCGUUGAAGAAGCCAUUCGACAAGAGCGAUUGAAAGAAAAAGAGACUGACGAUGGCAUUGAAUGUGAUUUCAAUACAGAUGAUGAAGAUGGUGAAACUGCUUAUGAUGCAUGGAAGUUACGUGAACUUAAACGAUUGAAACGUGAUCGUGAAGAACGUGAUCAACGUGAACGCGAAAAACAAGAACUUGAACGCUGGCAUAACAUGACAGAAGAAGAACGUGAAGCCGAAUUAAAAAAGAAUCCGAAAAUUAUCGACAACAAAGUGCCGAAAGCGAAAUACAAAUUUUUACAAAAAUACUAUCAUCGUGGUGCAUUCUUUAUGGAUAAAGAUGAAGAUAUACUCAAACGCGAUUACAGUUCACCGACACUUGAAGAUCAUUUCGAUAAAACCGUUCUACCGAAAGUUAUGCAAGUGAAAAAUUUUGGUAUGGCUGGACGUACCAAAUAUACGCAUUUGGUCGAUCAAGAUACCACAAUAUUCGAAUCACCGUGGGCAUCGGAUAAACAAUCAACUAAAAAGUUUUUUCAAGAACAUGGCGGCGGCCUGAAACAAGUUUUUGAACGACCUAAACUUAAAAAUACUUCGAAAAAAAAUCAUUAA
This is a messenger RNA of Rotaria socialis, 1398 nucleotides long. Lineage: Eukaryota; Metazoa; Rotifera; Eurotatoria; Philodinida; Philodinidae. The record is from the annotation of a GenBank genome assembly.